Gopherus flavomarginatus (Mexican gopher tortoise) is the source of this 3911-nucleotide messenger RNA. RefSeq lists its product as uncharacterized. The coding region runs from base 2762 to 3775 and encodes 337 amino acids. Lineage: Eukaryota; Metazoa; Chordata; Testudines; Testudinidae. The transcript is spliced from 2 exons. The record is from RefSeq and is a predicted model, not a curated record.
GGGUGGCAUGCACGUCCCCCCCCAACUUACUUGGCCACAAAGACGUUAACAGGCAAUAUUCAAAGGUUUAUGGCGACUCGUACAGAGAGAGACGCAGCGUUUCAAAAGGAGACGGACGAAAUCACCGACAGAGAAGAAAGAGACUAGAAAGGGCGUGGGAGACGGCCUCUCUCCCUGCCCCAGCCUGGGCCGUCAACCUACAAAAUCCCUUGUCUGAAAAGUGUCACUGUCCAAAACCACCCGGGACACAGCGGUAAGAAAUCCAGAUUAAAAACCUUGCCCUUUGCGUGGGGCCAUAUCUCCCCACGCAGCCCCAGUGGCAAGGACCUACGUAGGGUGACCAGACGUCCCAAUUUUAUAGGGACAGUCCUGAUAUUCGGGGCUUUUUCUUAUAUAGGCUCCUAUUACCCCCCACCCCCAUCCCGAUUUUUCACACUUGCUGUCUGGUCACCCUGGGCUGACCACCUCAUGCAAAAAUGACAAGGCAGCCAGUGGAGAGGUGCUUAAAAUCCAGGGCAUUUGAAAAAGAACCCCCAGCAGGGCCUGGAAGGGUGUGUUCACGCUGGCAUCUGGCAGUGGAGCUGUGGGGCUUUUCUCUGCAGCUAGAAGGGCUAGAAACUUUAAAAAUAUAUAUAUUAAAGUGAAGCGUCCCAGCUAAUUCCAUCCAUCCCAGAGCUGGGAGUGUAUGAACCACACGCCACAUCAUGAGAGUCGGGCAAACUGGCUAACACCCAGCCAGUUUGAAAAGGACCCAUAUUUCCCCCCCACCCCCAGUUAAUAAGGCUUGUUUGCUCCUGGACUUUGGGACCACUUCUCGGAAGGACUAAAACUCAAUGCACUAGUGAGGGGCUCUGCCCGCUUUGAAAGAUGCACGUGCCUAAUGGGGAAAUGACCCAGCUGCACCACCCCAGCCAAAGCCCACCCCCGGCCCUAAGUAGGGCUUAAUUGUCACCCAAACGGUUCUUUAGAAAAUUGGGUUUCUGACAGACUUGGCUGCAUCCUGCCGAAAAUGUCCAUGUUUUGUUUUAAUACCCACCAAAUGCCCCCAAAAUGAAAAUAUGUCCCACCUGACCUGCGGCCGCGGAACUCUGUGGGAGUCGUAGUUUGGGAGCCUUCUGCUCCCAUGCGCCUCUAUGGUCAGGGCUCCCGGCCGGACUUCACUUCCCAGGUUGCACCGCGGCCAAGCAGGAAGGCUGUGGUGCUUCAUGGGAGAUGUAGUCCAAUCAGGCAGCCCAAUUAAAAAGGGGUCUGGGAGCUGAACUACACUGCCCAUGAGGCUCUGCACUGGCAUUUCAGACUUAAAAUAUUUCUGUUUGUAGCUAAUAUUAUAGAUUUAGGGUUUCUUAUUACCAAAAACUUGAAAUUCAGCACAGAACCCCCCUCCAUUUUCAGCCCCCCUGUAAUUUUAAUGUAUGCGUCUUCCAUGCAGCCCCCACCAGCUGCUCCUCUGCCCCCUCCCGCUGGAAAUUCUGGAGUGGAUCUUCCACAUCUGAGCCGCCUUUGCUUCCUCGCCAAGCUCUGACGUGCAGCCAGUAACGCGGCCCUUCCGCUGCGUUACCAGAGCCAUUGGCUUUACUGGUGCUCCCUUGGGAAAGCUGUACAAACAACUGCUGUAUCCCACCCCAGAGGUGGCUGCCUCUCAGCGCCAGGCAGAAGAUCCCUGGUAUCACAAAUGAUGUCACACACCCCCACCCCCACCCCAAGCCCACUGGCCUCACACAGCAGGGAUCGGAUCCUGUGUCUCCCUUUGCAAACAGCUCCCAUCAAUGGCUUGACUCAGGUCUCGGGGGCGGAGGGGAGGAUAGAUCAGAGCAUCCCAGUGGGGCCAGGCCCCUGCGGUUUGGGGGUUAAUGCAAUUUGGGACUUUGAUCUCCCCUCAGUUCCAGGUGGUGACUGACGAGCUACGUGGCUGGAUCAGAUGCCAGGUGCUGCAAGGGACACCCCUCAACACACACACACACCCCAGCAUAACAGUGGGGCGGGUCGUGCCCUGCCCCAUGGAAAGAUGACACCCCUGUGGGCCAGGCCCUGCCCGGUGGAACGGGGUGUGUGAAGAGGCCCUGGGAGAGGGGAACGGUGGGGGGUUUGCUCUGUGUGUAUUUGCACUUUGUGACUAGUCUGCAUGUGUGUUGUAUGUGUGUUCUGUGGUGUGUGGGUGCAUCUGUAGCGUGUAUGCAAAUGUGAAUGGGGGUAUGUGUAGUGCAUAUGUGAAUGUGUGUGCAGUGUGUAUGCAUGCAUACAUGCAGUGUGUGUACAUGCAUGUAGUGUGUGUCUGUAGCAUGUGUGCAAGUGUGAACAGGUGUGUGUGCAUAGUGAAUGUGUGUGCAGUGUGUGUGUGCCUACAGAGUGCAUGUUGUGUGUGUGUGCAAAUGUGAAUGGGGUGUGUGCAGUGUAUGUGUGAAUGUUUGUGCAGGGUGUGCACAUGUGCCUGCAGAGUGUGCAUGUAUGUGUACAUAUGCAGUGUGUGGGCACAUAUGUGUGUGUCUGUAGUGUGCAAAUGUGAUGGGGGUGUGCAGUGUAUGUGAUUGUGUGUGCACGUGUGCCUGCAGAAUGUGUGUGCAUGGUGUGUGUGUGUACAAAUGCAGUGUGUGUGCAUGCAGUAUGUGUGUCUGUAGUGUGUGUGCAAAUGUGAAUGGGAGUCAUGAGGUGUGCACAGUGUAUGUGUGAACUGUUUGUGCAGUGUGUGCGCCUGUGCUUGCAGAGUGCAUGUUUUGUGUGUGUGUCUACGUGCAGCAUGUGCAUGCACGUGUAAAGUGUGUCCAUGCAGCAGUGUGUGUGUGCAUGCAUGUGUGUGUGCGUGCAGUAUGUAUGCAUGAGCAGUGUAUAUGUAUGUGUCUAUGUGCAGUAUGUGUGUGCACAGUAUGUAUACACGUGCAAUGUGUAUGUGUGUACAUGCAGUGUAUCUGUGUGUGCAGUAUGUAUACACGUGCAGUACGUGUGUGUGCGUGUGCAUGAGCGCAGUCUGUAUGCACACCCCGUGUGUGUGUGUGUGUACAGUGUGUGUGCGCGCAGUAUGUAUGCGCAGUGUGUGUGUUAUGUAUGUGCAGUGUGUGUGUACAUGCAGUGUGUGUGUGCAGUAUGUAUGUGCAGUGUGUGUGCGCGCAGUAUGUAUGCGCAGUGUGUGUGUACAUGCAGUGUGUGUACAUGCAGUGUGUGUGUGUGCAGUAUGUAUGCGCAGUGUGUGUGUGUGUGUGCAGUAUGUGUGUGUGCGCAGUAUGUGUGUGUGCACAGUAUGUAUGCGCAGUGUGUGCGCGUGUGUACAUGCAGUGUGUGUGCGCACAGUAUGUAUGCGCAGUGUGUGUGUACAUGCAGUGUGUGCGUGUGUGUACAUGCAGUGUCUGUGUGUGCGCAGUAUGUAUGCGCUGUGUGUGUGUGUACAUGCAGUGUGUGUGUGUGCGCAUGUAUGCACGUGCUGUGUGUGUGUGUGCACGCGCAGAAUGUAUACACAUGCAGCAGACACACAUGUCCACACCGGGGCAUCAAACCAGCUGAGGAGCAGGGGGCCCAGUGCCACCCCCUGUCCACGAGCGGGCGGCUGGAGGCGAGAGGCCAGGCAGCAGUGACACCACUAGGGGCGGGGCAGGGGGGUCACACACUGGCUGGCUCCCAGACCCCCCACUGUGAGCUGCCCCCUGCGGCAGGCCGACACAGAGUGGGGGCCUUCUUCCGCCACAGGUGGGAUCUGACUGCUGGUUCUUGUACCUCUUUGGAGCCGGGGGGGGUCGAGUCACCCCUCGCCCCCCAAAUCACCCCUCCGGGCCCAGCUGCAGCUUGAGUCCCUGUGUCUGGCUGACCGACAACCCAGCCCAUCCCCAGACCCAAGGAGAAGAGCACGACGCAGAACAAAACGAGUUAAACGAAAACGCCAUGGGGGGUGGGAUUGUGGCACUCCCCCCCGGCUCCCCCUUCUC